Molecule: messenger RNA, 431 nt
Organism: Fusarium redolens
Lineage: Eukaryota; Fungi; Ascomycota; Sordariomycetes; Hypocreales; Nectriaceae
Exons: 4
Coding region: 21-272 (83 amino acids)
Source: RefSeq, a predicted model, not a curated record
UGUUAACCCCGCACUUUUCCAUGACUACGCAGCGCAUAAGAGUACCAGUAACUGAAAUGCCUGCCCAAAUGAAAUACGGCCUGUGGUGUAAUCGCCCUACAAGUCGCCAGGUAAUUUCCUUCGACGAUAGCAGCGAAACCAUUGAAUGUUUUAAUCAACGGAAAAAUGAAACCCGGGAGGAAAUGGCGGCCAAUCGUCGCCUAAAUGAUAGAACCAUUUGGAGAUCUGUCGUUGGACCUUCAAAUCCAAAUCUUAGACCGACGCCUACAUAGAUGCUUGCAUUGGCACGGAAGCUAUAUGGUCAACUCUAAAUGAACUAGUAGGCAAGCUGACCUCAGGUAAAUAUCGGAGCAUCCGCCGAACAGGUAUAUUGCUUUCAGGGUCUUCGAUGCUCACAGCCAAGCCCACUACUUCAGCAAGGGAGAUAUUCG